GGAUUAGUGCACUGAAAUUGCCUCCUCUGCUCUGGGAUCUGGGCCAGGUGACUGAUUCUACAACUUUGAGAACAAUGGAAGGUAAAAAGACAAUCAUCUUUUUGCUGUCAUUUGUGACUUGUUCGCUGGCUAUUCCACGGGAGGAGUUUUAUUCCUUUGGACAAAAUUCAGGGGAUACGACUGUGCCCUCAAACGAUGAUGGAUCAACUGAACAGAUCACUCUACAGUUUGGCUCAUUCUAUUACUUCGAAAAGCAGUAUACUAACCUGUUUGUGAACACAAAUGGAGUUAUCUCCUUUGAUGCUGCAGUCUCAACUGUCACUCCUCAAUCAUUUCCGUUGUCCGGAUUGUUUCUGAUUGCCCCCUAUUGGGCUGACGUGGAUACAAAUGGAACGGGUACUGUGUACUACAGGGAGACGCGAGAUAACGAUGUUCUAAAACGAGCUAGAAACGAUGUAAUGACGUCUUUUUCAAGAAGAUUCCUUCCAAUUUUUGUUUUCAUUGCCACUUGGGAUAGAGUUGGACACACUGACCAGAUUGCAACAUUUCAGUGUGUGCUUAUGACAGAUGGAACUUCCUCCUUUGUCAAGUUCUUAUACGCUGAUGGUGAGAUGCAAUGGACAAAAGAAGAUGCCUCAGGGAGAACCAAUAGAUUUCGGGGAACCCUUGCACAAGUUGGAUUCAAUGCUGGUGAUGGGAAGAGGUUCUUUAGUGUGCCAGGCUCACUGACCAACAGAAUCAUGAAUAUUGAUUCCACUACCAAUGUGAACAUACCGGGCGUAUGGACAUUUCAAGUCAACGGUGAUAUUGCACGAUGCUCUGACCCUGAGGACAUGGAAAAUACUCCACUUGUGAUCACCCCAAGAGUUGGAAACAUGCUUGGAGGAACUGCAGUCUCCAUUACCAGCACAUGUUUAGAGGAAUUUGACAACAUAACUUGUCAAUACGAAGGAUUCGAUACAGUGGAUACCGAUGUGGGGCUUUUAGAGCUAGAUGGGAAUCCAACUGUUGUGGCUGUUUGUGUGUCACCGGCAUUUUUAGAACCUGGAUCGAAAACUCUUCGUGUCGUUGUCACAAAUAAGAAUGGGACGGUGAAGUAUGACAUUGGCACUCGAUUCUAUGCAGUACACAUUGAAGACAGUACUGAGGUACAGCACAAUUUGAACACUCAAGUCGUUCUUCCUCAAACCGGAAUCUUAAUAACUUGGAAUCCUUUUGAUCUUCUUCCCUCUCAUGCCGAAAACCCGUCCUUCUACACGGUCAAUAUCGUUCUUGUUGAGUUUGAUAUGAACACAGGAGAAUGGGAAGAUGUUGAGAUACUAGCAUCAGGUUUACCAAAUAUUGGGCAAGCAAAAUUAAUGUGGUAAUCCCAAUUCUCAGUGUGUGUACCAAUAAUAACAUGGCUGUACGACCAAUUGCAAUUCAAGUUAGGAUUGGAGAGUUUUCUGGAGAUGUACAACGAAGAAGGCCGAUUGUCCGGUUGUUGGUAAAUAGAGUCACUCUGUGGAC
Molecule: messenger RNA, 1509 nt
Organism: Halichondria panicea
Lineage: Eukaryota; Metazoa; Porifera; Demospongiae; Suberitida; Halichondriidae
Product: sushi, nidogen and EGF-like domain-containing protein 1
Exons: 5
Coding region: 75-1367 (430 amino acids)
Biological process (GO): cell-matrix adhesion
Source: RefSeq, a predicted model, not a curated record